UGUGGGGUAUGUGGACCUUGCUUGGAGCAAUGGGCUAGGCCCUCAUGCUUAAAGCCUUGCUGGGGCGGUGAAGUUGGUACGGUGGUCUCUGGGUACUGGCCUGGGGCAGCUGUGGGCUAGGGUACUGGAGAGGCCUGCCAGAAUGGGUAGGAGUGUGGUGAACAUCUAUCCUCUAGCCUUGCUCACUGUGUCUGUUUACCGGUCCCAAGAUUUGCCUGUUUCCGCUGUCUAUGGGACAGAUUAGGGGUUCUCUAAGUUCCCAAAAUACCCAGAUCUGGUUACUAAUGGGACUUUGUUUUAAUCCAGUCUGCUACGUGAGCUGGGAGAAGGCUGAUGGGGCAAUGCCAGAGGGUCUGGCCCCUGUGGGCCUGGAGCAGUGAGUGUGGCCAGUGCAGGCAAUUACCCAGCCGCCUUUCCUAGCCUUUCUCCCCAAUGGGGCCAUGAAAAGACAGAGCAAGGGGGAAAUAGAAAUGUCCUUAAAAAAAAACUCAUAAAAGAAAGUAAGGACAGGAGAGGGGCUGGCGGCAUUUUCCUCUCCUCCUAGGCGAUCAGGUUCCUACCAAGACUCUCCUGUCCAAACAUGCUAUGGGUGCGGAGGCAUGCAGCUUUCUUCCACGUUCUCUCCGUUGGCACCAACAGCGGCCUUGGGUUUUCAGGCCUUGGGCACCCCUGGGUGCCGGUGUGACAUUACCCCCGAAUUGUGCCCCUCUCCUGGCCCAGGGCCUCUGCCACGGCGGCGGUGCAGCUGCCCCUGUUUAUUGUGUCUGUGAGGAGUUGUUUACUUGUUUUGUCUGCUGCCACCCUGCGUCUGAAACCCGCCAAACCAGCAAACUCACCCAGGAGGACAAAGUGCAGUGCUAUCCUGACUCCCUCCCCUUUCCAGCACCCCGCUCCAGCCCUUACCGCUCUUACCUCCUCCCUCCCUCUCUUUCUGAAGGGAGGAAGCAGAAAUUGUUCUAAAAUAGGGCAGCUGUUUAUAGGGUUGGGGGAAUUAUGGGGACACCAUAAACCUUCAGUGUCCUGGUGGUAGAGAGACUUUGAGCAGCCCUCCCCUUGCCUCCAGCUUUUCUUCCUUCCCCCUGGCAACUGCCUGGUUAAGGUGGCCACAGUCAUUGAGAAAGUUGAGCCCCUCUCCCCCCCUCCUUUUUGCAGGAGUUUUCCCUGAGACACAGGUUGUUGGGUUUUAAAUCAGGGUAAUGUUGGCAGAUUCGUAAAGCUAGAUAAAGCAUGUCGCUCACCCUCCCUUCUCCUCAGCCCCCCAAAAUAGCAGUGAAUUUAAGCAAAUCCUACAAAAUUAAAUUGCCCCUUCGCUAAAGAUCCUAUAAAUUUCCAAUCCCGCCAGGUGUAGAGUCAGAGAGGCGGCUCGGUUUGCCUCUAAUUUUGCUCCUGGCUAUCAAACCUAAAAGAAUAUCAUUGAAGUAAGUAAUAUUCUCCUUUCUGAAAUUAAUUCCCCCCUCCCCAUCUCUCUCCCUCUUUUUGCCAGCACAGAUUAAAUGGUUCUUUCAAAUCUGCAAACAAUAAAGGAUAAAAUUAUUUAUAGGGAAAUGAGGACUAUGUUUCAUUGUUGGCUUAUUGUUCCAGAACAUAAAAACAUUUUAUUUUCAAGUGGAAGAACUUACACAAGGGGAAGAAGGGGGAAAGGAAAACCAAGUGAGAGGAAGCAGGGCACCCACACACAAAGCUCCCGUUGUAUAUAACUUAUAUGACAUUUACAAUUUCCUCAUGACAACUCACUGUGACGUCAUAAAUGCCACGCUCUUGAAUUUUAUAAUUCUCAUAAACCUCCAAAAUCGGUCUAAGCCGUAUUCGCUCAGUGUGGAGGGACAGAAGAGAAGCCAGGAGGUCAGGAAUCCUUUGGCCUCAUUCUGGGGGCCAAAAAUAUUCUGAAUAUUUUGGAUUUUCAUUUUUCUUCCUGGACCAAGCAAACCACUUGCUUUGCCUCCCUGAAAUGCCCCUCAGGAUCAGAGCUCCAUCCCCUUUCUUGAAGGCUCUCUUUGUGCCCCCUCCUCAGCUCAUAUCAGCCGCUUGGGAGAGAGCUGGGACGCUUGGGGGCCAGGCCACAAAAGCCAGAAAUGAUUUCUUUCAGAGGGAACCCACAAGGGCCUCAGACUGAGUAUGAUGGGACAGAUAUACUUGAGACUUAUUUUAUUUUUUAACCUUCAGCCAGAGAAGUGAAUUGAGAAGCCAAACAAACGCCGAUGUGGGAGUUGAUGCUUGCUGAUGGUAGCAGCAUUAAGUGGAGUGGUAGUAAUGAAAGGUCAGGCAGAAAUCUGGAAAGAGAGAGGGAGGAGAGAAAAUAUGAUGUGUGUUAGCAGAGCCCCUCCAUGUACCUUUCUUCUCUGUUUAAUGACACAUAAAACAAAAGCAGCUUGGGCAGCCUCUAAACCUCUUAACUCGAAAGAGGAGUCACCAGCCCAGGCCUCCGAGGUGUCUGAGGCAGUUCUCAGGCACUUGACAUGCCCCAUCUGGCCCCUUCCUUCUCCCCCCGUCCCUGUGGACCCCCAAUUUUAUUCAGCUGGCCAGCUGGGGCCAGGUCCCUUUAUAAUAUCAGCACCCCCUGAUGGAAUCCAUUUCCGGGUUGGGUGUGUCAAAUUUCACUUUUCUCCAAGUGUCUCCCUGCCUGAACUUUGAAAGGAGAAGGAGCAUAUUUGGGAAUGCAAUGUGUAUAUGGGGAGGUCUGUACUCAGACAACUUCUCCCACAUAUCUGUGAGAAACUGGGGGCUCCUAGAGUGAGCUAUUCUUUGAUGUCUCCAAGCAGACCCAGUUCCCUGUGUUCAGGUUCUUUGGUGGUGGACUGAGAGAUUCUGCAAUCCUUUUAGUCUGGAUUCUGUGGAGAUCAAAGGAGUUCAUGCACAAAACACUGGGCAUUUGGAGUAGGAUUUUAAAAAAUUUUUUUUAAAUACAAAAGCUAAUCAUAGACCAGUUGGGGCCGAGUGAAUAGUCAGUUGCUUUAGAACAGCAAAGUCUUAACCAAACAGUGCGAUUGUGAAGUGAGCUGAACAAGUCCUGAAACUCAGCUUUCUCUGCAAGAGGGAUUUCAGCCCUUGCCCAGUGGCACAAAAGGGGCCGGUCGGGCAACAGCUCCUUCCAGCUCUGGAAAUUAAGAUUUGGCGGGUGGGUCGGGCAGCUGCGGUGGCUUCCAGGCAGCUAAACACCAGCCCAGCCGAGGCCGAGCGCUGAGUACUGCGGCUCCAGUGUUGGGUCCCUGAGCAGCCUUCCGAGGCGCCGAGCUGUAGCUGGUGGCGCAGGCAGCCAGGAAAGGAGUGUGUCUAUCUGUAUGCGAGACUGGGUGGGUCACAGACAUCCACACGCAGACUUGGGGGAUCUAGGGAGAGAGAAAAAAAAACUGGCAGAACACAAACUAGCAGGACCUCUGGAAAAGAUUGCUCCCAAGUAAAAAUUCCAGAUCUCAUCCCUCUCACUUCAGAUACCCUUCCCUAAGAAAUUAAUAUAUUUCCCAGAGCCGAAUGGAAAGCAAAGGCAAGCAAGGUGAGGCCUGACUACGAAUCCCUUCUCGGCCAGAGCCCAGUUCCACCCACCCUCUUCCCCCUUCAGAGGCACACAGGCCCCCAGGCCCUGGCCUGGAGCAGGGUGAGGCUCCGGGUAGGAGUGCUUGACUAGCCUUGGGAAACCCUCAAGUGCCCACCUUCCAAUUAGACCCUUAGCCUUGGGGACUCCUGACCAGCGACUGCCCCCCACUCAGGCUCAUGGCAUGCCUGCAGUAAGUUUCUCUCCUAUAAUUAGUGCUUGUGAAAAGCAUGUGUUUUGGAUUGGGGAGGGGGCUGGAGCAGCAAGCGGCAACUUUCCCCCUUUAUUCCUGUUCUGUGUUGUUUGAAUUCUGUUUUUGAAUCCACUAAUUACACCUCCCAAAGCAAAAAUCUGCUCUUGCUGCCAAACCCCCUCGGAAUGCCUGAUUUCCGAGGCCGAAAGGGCAGAGCAACUCCGAGACCUGCGGGCCUGAUGGGGGGUGUUCUCUGAUUCUCCAGGCUUGUUUUAUAGAAACAAAGAACAAGUUAUCCCUCCCCUUCCUAGGACUUGUGCAUAUUUACAGAGCUCAACUGCAGUUUUAAUAAAACAUCUGUUCUUGCUUCUGUUGAUGAGUUUCCAUAAUUGUUUUCAGACAAAUUUAACAGGAAAAUAGAAAUAUAUUUAGAAAAACCCAAGUCCCAGCUUUCUCCCCAUAGACAGUCGUUCUUUUGCCAAAAAAAGAGAGAAAGAAAUGAACAUAAAAUGAGAAGAGGAAAAUGUAAUCCAAUGGAGGGAAGAUCGGGCUCAUCUGACCUGCUCUCCCCCCUUGGAGCGAAUCCUUCCAGCAAAUUUCAGCUGCAUAAUUAAAGAUCUAACUGAAAGAAGGAAGCUUCUUUCCUCAGGAACGGAAGGAGAGGGGGUAGAAUGUGGUGGAAAUUAAUUUUGCUGAAAGUCUUUAAGCUUUGGGGAAAUUAUUUGUGUUUCUGCUUCCCCUUCUCUCCCCCUCCCAACAUUUCUGCCCCCGCCCCCCCAGCAGCUGGUUUCUGUUCAUUAUAAAUCCGAGAGACCUUUCAGUCUCUGCCCUCUGUUUAGGGACGUAAUAAAACACUUAACUUUCCGGGCUGAGAUUUUCCUCAGGUCGGCCCUCCCCCCCACUGCCUCUAGGCCCAAGGAGACUCUCCCCAACUUUGGGGCCCCUUUCCCCUCUAGACUUGGUUUAGUAGGGGCUCAAGGAAGCUCAGGCAUCCUUGCUGAAGAGCUGCAGUACGUGUUUCCCCAGAAGCCCUUUCUUUCCUUCAAGGACCUUCCUUCCCCCACCCACCCAUAAAAGAGAUUUAAAAAUACAUAGAAAAUCAACACUCAUUGAAAGCAAAACUUCAUUAAGAUGUCCUAUCUUCCAUCAUUCAAUUUGUUGUACAUUGCAACAAUUUAAUAUCUUGCAGGAAAUAUCACUGACAUGAUUUAUCCCUCUAGCAAUCUCUUUCUGAAAUGGGGGGUGGAAUUUACUCUUUCUUUGGCCUGUUCUACGUGUUACACCACUACCCUUAGGGCAGAAAUGAGUCUGGGAACUCUGAGAGCGGCUACUCUUGUCCAGGGGUGCACUGACUUGUUCCUUAGCUCAGCCCCCUGGGUCUCCCCGCCCCUAUUUCUCUUUCUCUCUCUCCCUUUUGCCCUCCAGGGGGCCUGGAGCCCCAGCCAGCUGUUGGAAACCUCUGUUCAGGCAUGCCAUGAAUUGGAGGACAACUGGAUUCUGGAGGGGAUAGCAAUUCACGCUAGUGUCUGUGUUUGUGAACCUGUCACGUCACCCCAAAAUGAGACGAUUCAUCUAAAAAUUUCUUCUUAAUUUAAGAACCCUCCUCUACCCUUUCACCUUCAUCUCCAUGGGGAGAGGAAAGUAUGGUCCAAGAGGAAGAACCUUUGUAAUUAAGGGGUCUUUCCCUUACUCUUCUAAAUAACAGCAAAUUCCCUUCUCUGAAGGACUGAGCCUGUAUUUUCAAAAGCCAACACAAAUUAUUUGGCAGGAAGACUCUUCAACCCGGUAAGGAGCUUCAUGUAUUAACUAACAUGUUGUCGCCACCAGCUCCUACACACUGUCUGCUUUUGGGUUCAAAAACUUUAUCCCCCCACCCCAGCGACACUCCAGGGAAACCUUAACGUUACAGAAGAUGAAUAAACGAGUUUUUUUCCCAGCAUAGUCCCGUUUAUGGCUUUAUUGCUACCCAUUGAUUACUCCGCUUUGUUACACAGAAGGAAAAGAUCAUAAAAUCUGGCAACAUCCGGGUCCUUGUUAUAGCCAGUCCUCCCCCCCCCCCAAAAAAUGAUGAGGGGAAAAUAUGAGCUUCCAUUGCUCUCUUCACUUGCCCACCACCCCUUCUUUGUCAACUCAAAGUCGUUUUAGCCUAUGUCAGGAUAGCAAAUUAAGUUUGGAUUAAUCAGGAGUAAAACCCCAUCUGCACACCUUCCGCUGCUUCAGUUCGCCCACUGCGGCUCCCUCAGAAACCUCGGACUCAGCUGCCUUUUCCUAACCUUCUCUUCCUUUUUCUCAGCCUCAAGGUGGAAAGAAAGGGGGGCGGGGGGUAGGGGCUGCUGAGAGGCUGGGCCCCAACAGGUAUGGCUGACCCUCGUGUGAGAGCUCCCCAGGAGCACUUUGCUGGAAUCUCCAAGCCCCAGAGCUCAGGUCCAAGGGUGCCUCCCUUAGCAGGGUAGAGAGCCCAGAGGGGGCAGGGGGCUUCUGACAUAUGCAAGGGCUUGAGCUUGCAAGAUCCUAAAUGUCCAUCAAAGCUCCACCAGCCUUCUCUUUCUGGCUGGAUCUUACGUGAAUUACCCCACCGGCCCUCAAUGGCUCCAAAUCAUAAAUUCUCACCAACAUAAACAGGAGUUGAUGUGUAGAAAGACUCUGAGUUCUUUCUCCUUCUUUUCGCUCUCUCUCUUUCUCUUUCACCUUUUGCUUCUUUCCCUCCCUUUCCUAUAGUAUUUUUAUACAUUCUCCCUUUUAGGCAAACAUGCUGCCAGAGUUUCCCCCAAAAGGGGGUGCUGAGGAAGAGGCAGAGGGAGGUGGGGAAGAGGAAAGCAGUUGCCUGGCCCCUCUGCCCACCUCAGAUCUGCCACUGCCCUGAAGUCUCUCCCUUACCCCUGGAGACCUACUUGCUCCCCUCAUGCCCCCUACAUCCAAGACUCUCAGCCACACCCUCCUUCCUCUGAGCAUCAUGUUUAUGAAUUUCUUCUUACUCUUGAUUUAAAAAAUUAUUGGGGGAAAAAUGCUGGUUUGGUGAUGAGGAAUCACUUCGUGGAAUAUCAAACCAGGAUUUCCUGUAGGAUUUCUGGGGACCCCCCCCCCAGCUGGGAGGGAGCCCCUCCCAUGGAGGAAUCAAGAUGUAAUUUUAGAAGAGAGCAGAUAUAAACGAUGAAAUCGGAUUGAAAAUACAGAGAUUCCCCAGCCUGGCUCUGGCCACUGCACAGCAAAGUUAGCUGGGGCUGAGCGAGUGCAGCUCUCCUUCCCUGGGCCCCAAGGCCCUGCUCAUGGACAUUCACCCUUCCUUCACCUCCACAUCAGCUCCCUUACGUGUAUAUAUAUUUUAAAAAUCCAAGUCUUACUUUCAAAGCACACACUUAGUCUCAACUAGGGAAUCAACAGAAGCAGAAGCGAUUUUUUUCCCCCUUCUUGACAUCUGGCUUGCGAUUGGCUGGAAGGGGGUCAGCUGACUUUGUCAUUUUGUCUGUCCUGGAUUGGAGCCGUCCCUAUAACCAUCUAGUUCCGAGUACAAACUGGAGACAGAAAUAAAUAUUAAAGAAAUCAUAGCCCGACCAGGUAAAGGCAAAGGGAUGAAUUCCUACUUCACUAACCCUUCCUUAUCCUGCCACCUCGCCGGCGGCCAGGACGUCCUCCCCAACGUCGCCCUCAAUUCCACCGCCUAUGAUCCAGUGAGGCAUUUCUCGACCUAUGGAGCGGCUGUUGCCCAGAACCGGAUCUACUCGACUCCCUUUUAUUCGCCACAGGAGAAUGUCGUGUUCAGUUCCAGCCGGGGGCCGUAUGACUAUGGAUCUAAUUCCUUUUACCAGGAGAAAGACAUGCUCUCAAACUGCAGACAAAACACCUUAGGACAUAACACACAGACCUCAAUCGCUCAGGAUUUUAGUUCUGAGCAGGGCAGGACUGCGCCCCAGGACCAGAAAGCCAGUAUCCAGAUUUACCCCUGGAUGCAGCGAAUGAAUUCGCACAGUGUGUGUUUUGUGCCUGGAUCUCCAGGGGUUGGCUACGGAGCGGACCGGAGGCGCGGCCGCCAGAUCUACUCGCGGUACCAGACCCUGGAACUGGAGAAGGAAUUUCACUUCAACCGCUACCUAACGCGGCGCCGGCGCAUCGAGAUCGCCAACGCGCUCUGCCUGACCGAGCGACAGAUCAAAAUCUGGUUCCAGAACCGCCGGAUGAAGUGGAAAAAGGAAUCUAAUCUCACGUCCACGCUCUCAGGGGGCGGCGGAGGGGCCGCGGCCGACAGCCUGGGCGGAAAAGAGGAGAAGCGGGAAGAGACAGAGGAGGAGAAGCAGAAAGAGUGACCGGGACUGUCCCUCCCCCCUCCUCCUCCUUCGCCCCCCAGCGCCCCCUGACCACACGCUCUGUAUUUAUCGCUGGCACAACUGGUGUGUCUCGGCACCCUAAGGAGCAUUAGGGAGUCAGAUAUGGACCUGAAAGUAAACUCUGGACCCCCGCCCUCACCGCACAAACUCUCUCACUGCGCGCCGCCGCCUCUUCCUCCUCCUCCUCCUUCUCCAUCUCGCUCCCUCGCUAGCUCGAUCCCGGCUUGUCUGCAGGCCCCUUCCCCCGCCCAGGCCUUGGGGGCUCU
This is a messenger RNA of Myotis davidii, 8310 nucleotides long. It is a transcript of the gene HOXC6, whose product is annotated as homeobox C6. Gene Ontology annotation, biological process: anterior/posterior pattern specification; regulation of transcription by RNA polymerase II. NCBI's taxonomy places the organism in Eukaryota, Metazoa, Chordata, Mammalia, Chiroptera, Vespertilionidae. The coding region runs from base 7292 to 8023 and encodes 243 amino acids. Gene Ontology annotation, cellular component: nucleus. The record is from RefSeq and is a predicted model, not a curated record. Gene Ontology annotation, molecular function: RNA polymerase II cis-regulatory region sequence-specific DNA binding; DNA-binding transcription factor activity, RNA polymerase II-specific. The transcript is spliced from 2 exons.